Molecule: messenger RNA, 918 nt
Organism: Merops nubicus (carmine bee-eater)
Lineage: Eukaryota; Metazoa; Chordata; Aves; Coraciiformes; Meropidae
Product: feline leukemia virus subgroup C receptor-related protein 1-like
Exons: 9
Biological process (GO): mitochondrial transport; transmembrane transport; erythrocyte differentiation
Cellular component (GO): mitochondrion; membrane
Molecular function (GO): heme transmembrane transporter activity; heme binding
Source: RefSeq, a predicted model, not a curated record
CUUGGCACUGCGAUUGGCUUUUUAUUGCCACCUGUUUUGGUCCCAAAUAAACCUAAUGAUAUUGAUCUAAUGGCACAUAACAUCAGCAUCAUGUUCUAUGGAACAGCAAUAGUGUCCACACUUUUGUUCUUCUUAACAGGAGUUGUGUUUGAAGAAAAGCCCAAAUACCCUCCUAGUCACUCUCAAGCAGUCCUGCAAACUAUGCCUCCCAAGGAUUACUCCUACAAGCAGUCGAUUAUUAACUUAUUCAGAAAUAUUCCAUUUGUGCUUUUGCUGAUCAGUUAUGGUAUUAUGACCGGAGCGUUUUAUUCUGUCUCCACAUUACUGAACCAGAUGAUAGUGACUUAUUAUGAGGGAGAAGAAGUGAACGCUGGGAGAAUUGGCUUGACACUGGUGGUGGCAGGAAUGGUGGGUUCGAUUAUUUGUGGUUUGUGGCUGGAUUACACUAAAACAUACAAGCAAACUACUUUGAUUGUUUACAUUCUCUCUUUCAUUGGAUUGCUGGUAUUUACUUUUACCCUGGACCUUGGAUACCUUAUAGUAGUGUUCGUGACUGGAGGAGUGCUUGGGUUCUUCAUGACUGGCUAUCUCCCACUUGGGUUUGAAUUUGCUGUGGAAAUUACAUACCCAGAGUCUGAAGGCACUUCCUCAGGUCUCCUUAAUGCCUCAGCACAGAUAUUUGGAAUUGUCUUCACACUUGUUCAAGGAAAACUCACAACAGACUACGGUCCUCGUGCAGGAAACCUCUUUCUGUGUGCUUGGAUUUUUGUGGGCAUUAUCUUAACAGCCUUAAUAAAAUCAGAUUUGCGAAGACAUAAUGUCAAUUCAGGGAUUAUGAACUUGGAUGUUAAAGCUGUGCCAGUUGACAGUCCUGCAGAACCUGAAAGUACUACAUUAAAAAGCCAAUCAGCUUUAUAA